AUGCGUUUAAUUUCCCGGUCGGCGCUUCGUCCGUAUGUCUGUCCGUCCUGUCGCUCUGGAGCUGUCUCAGGGCGGAGGAGAUUUGCCUCCAAACCGGACCAAACCCCUGACAUUUACGAUGUAGUUUGUGUCGGAGGUGGUCCUGCAGGCUUAGGGCUAUUGGCAGCUCUCCGAGCUUCGCCAGCUACCGCCCAUCUCAAAGUUGCCCUCGUUGAGACCCAGGACCUCCGCAAAGCCCGAUCAUGGAAUCUCGAAUCGCACCAGUUCUCCAACCGGGUCAGUAGUCUGACGCCGUCCUCCGUUUCGUUCCUACAGAAGAUUGGUGCUUGGGAAUAUUUGGACACGGAUCGGAUCCAAAAAUACCAGGAGAUGAAAGUCUGGGAUGGAGAGACAGGGUCGCGGAUAUCUUUUGACUCGUCCGCGGAGACCUCACCAUUCGAGGAUCUCCGCACCGUCGCGACCAUGACGGAGAACGCCAACCUCGUUCGUGCGCUUUUGUCCCGCAUUGAAGCAUCGGGCGAUGAAAACGUCUCCAUCUUUUCCAACGCUACUGUUUCGUCGAUUGAGAAUGGCGCUGAUCAGCCCGAUGGACCGGAUCUAUCAGGCUGGCCGGUCCUCACGGUCUCUCCGACUGGCCCGGCAGCCUCAUCAGCUCAGCCUUCUCGUAUUGCAGCUAGGCUUUUGGUCGGUGCGGAUGGCAUCAACAGCCCCGUCCGGUCGUUCGCCGAUAUCAAAACUGAUGGCUGGGACUACAACCGACAUGGAGUAGUUGCAACCGUCUCCCUCUCGGAGCCCGACCAGGUUACUUUCCCGAUUGGCACGAGAACUGCCUACCAACGCUUUUUGCCAUCGCUUGGAGGCCCGAUUGCUUUGCUUCCGCUUCCCAACAACAAUGCUACUCUGGUGUGGUCCACUACCGUCGAGAAUGCCGCUUACCUGAAGACUUUGUCACCCAAGGCGUUCAUUGCCAUGGUUAACGCCGCGUUCCGUUUGUCCAUGACAGACCUCAAGUACAUGAUGCGCAUGGAACGCCCGGCAGCCUCGAUUUCGGAUGUCGAAGACCCACAUGAAAGUGAACUCACUUGGCGACUCCAGCACACCCCUCAGCCCUCCCAAAUCCCUCCCUUGGCCACUGGUAUCCAAGAGGGCAGUGUUGCCUCAUUCCCUCUCCGCUUCAGACACGCAUCAACAUACAUCUCGCCCCGUGUGGCUUUGGUAGGCGAUGCAGCCCACGUGAUUCACCCCCUCGCUGGACAGGGUCUCAAUCUUGGCAUGGGCGAUGUCGCCUCACUCUCCAACACAAUUGAAUACGCCGUCAGCCACGGAAUGGACGUCGGAGAUAUCCUCACUCUUGAACGAUACACUGCAGAACGGUGGGCAGUCAACGCCAAGAUCGGCGGUGCCUGUGACGUGCUGCACAAGCUCUACAAUGUCCCCGGUAACGGACCUGUUGCAUGGGCACGAAGUCUCGGAUUGGACGUCAUCGAUCGGUUACCUUUUGUCAAGGGAUUCUUGAUGAAGAACGCUGAGGGUUAA
Molecule: messenger RNA, 1536 nt
Organism: Aspergillus wentii DTO 134E9
Lineage: Eukaryota; Fungi; Ascomycota; Eurotiomycetes; Eurotiales; Aspergillaceae
Product: putative ubiquinone biosynthesis monooxgenase (Coq6)
Exons: 2
Coding region: 1-1536 (511 amino acids)
Biological process (GO): ubiquinone biosynthetic process
Cellular component (GO): mitochondrion
Molecular function (GO): FAD binding; oxidoreductase activity, acting on paired donors, with incorporation or reduction of molecular oxygen, NAD(P)H as one donor, and incorporation of one atom of oxygen; 2-octaprenyl-6-methoxyphenol hydroxylase activity
Source: RefSeq, a predicted model, not a curated record